Xyrauchen texanus (razorback sucker) is the source of this 4665-nucleotide messenger RNA. It is a transcript of the gene arhgap17a, whose product is annotated as Rho GTPase activating protein 17a. The transcript is spliced from 20 exons. The record is from RefSeq and is a predicted model, not a curated record. Lineage: Eukaryota; Metazoa; Chordata; Actinopteri; Cypriniformes; Catostomidae. Gene Ontology annotation, biological process: signal transduction; regulation of Rac protein signal transduction; regulation of actin cytoskeleton organization. Gene Ontology annotation, cellular component: cytosol; cytoplasm; intracellular anatomical structure. The coding region runs from base 425 to 2977 and encodes 850 amino acids. Gene Ontology annotation, molecular function: GTPase activator activity; protein binding.
UGUCCACAUCAAUGCCAUCAUGAUCAGCCUGGAGCUGCGUUGAUCGGAGCUGUGCAACCACAUAACCCGUGAUGGAGUGAUCAGCCCGCCGUCAUGCACUUCCACUCUCUCCCGUAGAUAUCACGGGCUGGUAUAUGUGGAAAACACCGCUCACUCACGCUUAAGAGACGAGUUGCGACACGGAAUGACAUUCAACAAGCAACGCUACUCAGUGGAGCUAACUUUUUUUCAGGCUACUGUUUCUCUCUCUCCCUCUCUCUCCCUCUCCCUGUCUCUCCCUCCCUCUCUCCAGAUCGAGCUAGUUUUCUAGCUGUUUGAGCUAACAGUACACCGGGUUAUUUUAAUGUAAUUAUCUACACGACUUCACCAUCAUCGCGUUCAAGGAUCUUUCGGCUCAUGAGGCAUCGAGGCCGACGCCACCAAAAUGAAGAAACAGUUUAAUCGGAUGAGACAGCUCGCCAAUCAAACAGUUGGCAGAGCGGAGAAAACAGAGGUCCUCAGUGAUGAUCUGUUACAGAUUGAGCGUCGCAUGGAGUCAGUGCGCGUCGUUUCACACAACACGCACAAAAAAAUGGCCACAUGUUUGCAGGGGCAAAUAGGCACUGAUGCUGAGAAGAGACAUAAAAAGCUUCCACUAACAGCGCUGUCACAGGCCAUGCAGGAUGGUGGGAACCAGCUGGGAGAGGAGUCUCUGAUUGGGAAAAUGAUGGAGAUGUGUGGGGAUGCAGAGAACAGACUGGCCUCUGAACUAAUGCAGCAUGAGAUGCAGAUUGAGAAAGACAUCUUGGACCCCCUUAAUCAGUUAGCAGAGGUGGACAUUCCUAACAUCCUGAAACAGAGGAAACAGUUAGCCAAGCUGGUGCUGGACUAUGACUCUGCCCGAGCAAGGUGGUUGCAGGCAACCAAGUCAAUAAUCUCAGGAACAAACACACAAGCACUGACAGCCAAAGCAGACUCACUAAAAGAGGAGGUUGAUGAGGCUAUGAACAAAAUGGAGCUGUGCAAGGAUCAACUUUCAGCAGACAUGUACAAUUUCUUCUCAAAGGAGGCGGACUACGCCUGCUACUAUGUCAUGUUAUUAGAGGCACAAGCGGAUUACCACCGAAAAUCUCUCACCUUGCUCGAGAGCGUCCUGCCAACCAUUCAAGCUCAACAAGAUUCAUGGACUGAGAAACCAGCAUUUGGAACAGCCUUGGAUGAGCACCUGAAGCGGAGUAGCAGAGAGAUCGCACUCCCAAUAGAGGCCUGUGUCAUGAUGCUACUGGAGACUGGAAUGAAAGAGGAGGGUCUUUUCAGAAUAGCUGCUGGAGCCUCUAAACUGAAGAAGCUCAAGGCAGCUCUGGAUUGCUCCACCUCACAGCUGGAGGAGUUCUAUUCUGACCCGCAUGCUGUUGCUGGGGCAUUAAAGUCGUACUUAAGGGAACUGCCCGAACCUUUGAUGACUUACCAUCUGUAUGAUGAGUGGAUACAGGUAUCUAAUGUCCCUGACCCAGACAAACGGUUACAAGCUUUGUGGGUUACCUGUGAUCAGUUACCAAAAAACAACAAGGCAAACUUCAGAUACCUUAUAAAGUUCCUUGCUAAGCUCGUACAGGAGAGUGACAUUAACAAGAUGACCCCCAGCAACAUUGCCAUUGUCCUUGGACCCAAUCUACUGUGGGCUAAAACUGAGGGGAGCCUAGCAGAAAUGGCUGCUGCUACCUCUGUUCAUGUGGUUACUAUAAUUGAACCCAUCAUUCAGCAUGCAGACUGGUUUUUUCCUGAGGAUGUGGAGUUUAAUGUAUCAGGCAUGUUUUCAAUGCCCGCACCCCUCCCAAACAAUGUUAACCACCUGACCCCACCAGAUUAUGACUAUGGCACUAUAGAGAGGAAGAGACCUGGUAGCAUGGUUGGCCCAGAUGGUGACUUACCCCGGAGAGACAGCUCUGCUAAUAAAUUAAUGGACCACAAUCCUCGUAGAGGCAAUACUGUACCUAGAAAGCAGCACGCUUCGCCUGCCUUCCAACCCCCGCUGCCCCCAGUGGAGGCUGCAGGUACUGUAGGGGUUCAGCCUGUGGCUGAGCUCUUGCUCCAGCAGCCUGCGCCGACGGGCCUGGGCUUAGAGGGUUGCCAGACUGGGCUGGCGCUGGGGAUGGCUGCACUGGCAGCAGCACAGCAGCUUCUAGCUCAGCAAACUGAGGAGAUCAGUUCAAAGAAUCGAGACCCUGCGUCCACUCCUCCAUCUCAGAGAAAUGGCACUGGGGGGUCAGGACAGCUGUGUGCAGGGAACCCUGUGGCUGGAUCUACAGGGCCCAGUCCACACAUGGCACAAAGAGGUACAAAGAAGCCAGCCCCAGCUCCUCCUAAACCAGCCAACCCACCACCAGGGCAACCAACCAAUCAGUCAGUGCAACAAACCUCUUCAGGCACCCCUCAGUCCCUCAGCCCAUCCCCUAGACCACUCUCUAGUUACUCUCCAACCAAUAUAAGCCCCACACAGCCACAGUCACAAACCAACACAACCCCUCGUCGCCACUCAAGCAACCAGCCUCCCAUUCAGGCCCCCAACCAUCCACCCCCUCAGCCGCCAACACAAGUCACCCCCCCUCUCCAACCAAGCGCUCUUGGUCAUACUGCUGGUGACCCUGGAGAUGACCCCUCUCCUCCAAACACUCCCACUCCACCGAGUACCCCUCCACCCACGGCAGUCUUUCAAGACAGUACCAGUCUAUCUGCUCCCCCGGUGUUUCAGUCAGGAUCUCUUCCUCGCCCGAGGCCUGUGCCAAAACCACGUAACAGACCUACUGUUCCCCCUCCGCCCCAGCCUCCAUCUGCAGGAAACGACAGCAAUGGAAUUUGCAGUGCUGCCUUCAAAACACUGGAUUCGGGGAUGACAUUCAAAGGGCUUAGUCGAGCCCUUGUUCCUGACAUCGCUGUUGAGAAGCCCGUUGCCUUUCUUAAGGAGACAGACCUUGACACAGAGAGCACCAUCCUGUAAACAUGACCUUGAACACGACACCCAUUCCCUUAACCAAAGUUUGCUGAAGGGCUGCUCUUCUCACCAUUACCAAAGUGUUUAUUAUCUUGGCUGUACAUCUCUAAUACUCUAUGCUUCAGCCAAUCAACUCUUCCAGUGGCACCAGGGAAACCGCUGCCCCAACAUGUUGCACAUUAAUUUAAACCUGCCUUUUUAUUGUGAUGGCAGCGAAAAGUGACCUGUAUUGCACAAGGAGCUGAAAUGUAAGGGACUGGUUUGUAUGGUGAUGGGGUGAAUUUGGUGAACAAGGAAAUAAAUGGAUUGUAAUGAGGUGCUUGUAGGUGAGUCUUAAGUGACCUUUGCUAAACAGAGCUAAUACUCAAAUUAAGCUGUGGAAAACACUAAGUAAAAAGCAAAAACUGUGGCUUUAUGUGUAGUUUGUGACUGCAGGUCUCCAGUCAGCUAAUACAGUUCACAUAAUAUGUGGAAACACAAAUGUGUAGUUUCCAUCAGUGCAUUCCUUUGUUGUGAAUGUGUGUGUGUUUUGUUUUGUUUAGUUUUUUCUAGCCUUUUCCAGUUUGGAUAUUAGUUACAUGCAAUAUUUGGUUUAAGGUAUAAAAAUGCUGAUGAGUUUUUUUGCCUUUCACAGGUGAUGUUGUCAUCAUUUGGGGGCAUUAAUAUGACUGGACCUAAAAAAUGAGGUAGAGCACUCAGUGUUAAAUUGUGUAAAAUUAAUCCUGAUUGCUGCAUAUACGAAAGAAGCAAUUUCCUAUUGGUUAUCAAAUUUCAGAAAUGACAAAUGAAGUAGGCUAUUCACCUGUGAGUUUAUGUGAUGGAAAAGGUCAAAACGUGCUUUAUUGAUAUUCUGGUAUGGAAACCUUGUUAUGUUAUACCUUUUAUUUACCAGACCUUAAGAAGAUAGCUUUGUAUUUCCCUAUUUUUACCAUGGACCGAAUUGACUGAGAAUGGCAUGGUACCAAAGUGGGGGAAAAUGUGCCAGCUGGAGAUUCUUCUAACUGUACAUUAGCUCAGAUCAGACAGAAUUGCUUACAUUUUUCUCCUUCCUUAUCUCAUAUUCUAUUAUCUGUCCAUCACAAUUAUCAAAAUAACCAAAAAGUGUUGAGGUUGUGAUUGACCCAUUUUGAUACCCUGACCCUAAGAUAAAAUGGAUUUCUGAUCACAAGAAUCAACCUCAGUAGCUGCCACAAGCACCGAGUGCAUGAGUGCACAUACCACUGAUUAUCAUUGGCCCGUCAGCCAUCAUAAAAUAUAUAAGGAAUUAAUGUUCACUGCUAAUCAACCCUAUCAGCAUUCACCAGAUUACUGUUGUAACCAAUGUGAUCAGCUUGUUAAUUCAUUACAUGACGCCACUGCUUCAGCAACAAAUUUUUUCCCCAAAGGCAGAAAAAUUGGUUUGCCAUGUUCACAUGAUGAGAAAAAUGUACACAAUCAUGCCCUCUGGUCCUUGGAGUAUUUUUCCUUUAGUAAAUUUCCCUUGUCUUUACCAUGCUGCCUUACCCAAGUGCACUACAAUAACUAUUUUGCAAAGGUUUGGAAAAUACACUUAUUUUCGACUUCACACUUAUGAAACUGUAAAUGUUGAUGGUGCAUUUGAAGUUCAGAGGCUUCACGUCAGAAGACAUAUUCCUCUUUAAUUACUUUGGGAAAAAAUGCAUAAUAUUACUGCUUCAAAGAGAAUAAAAAAGUGA